AUGUCAACAUCAUCGGCGCGUACGUCCUUGGUUGGGAAAGUAGCUGUCGUGACUGGCGCCAGCAGCGGUAUUGGUGAGGGUUUCGCCCGAAGGCUCGCUGCUGAGGGCUGUAAGGUGGCCUUAGCUGCGAGGAGGGAAGACAGGCUAAAGAAGAUAGUAGACGAGCUGAAGCGAUCCGGGUAUACAGCAAUGGCCAUGAAGACCGAUGUAACUUCUCAAGAUUCGGUGAGAUCUCUGUUUGAGACCGUGGAGGGAGAGUUCGGACCGGUUGACGUCGUAGUGAACUGUGCCGGAGUGAUGUACUUCACGCUCCAUCGCAGUCAGCAUUGGGAUGAAUGGGAGCGGACGAUAGACAUCAACUGCAAGGGAGUGGUUUAUACUUCUGGAGCUGUGUUACCUAGCAUGAUCAAGCGUAAGGGCGGCCAUAUCAUAAACAUAUCUAGUGAUGCAGCUACGACUAUCUUCCCAGCCCUCUCGGUAUACAACGCAUCGAAGGCCUUCGUCCAUGUUUUUUCAAAGUCCUUGCGUGCAGAAACUGUCGGAACGGGGAUACGAGUGACCGAGUUGCAGCCCGGUGACGUCGGCACUGAUCUCGUGGUGAACAAUACCGAUGUUGAUGCUGCUAACACUAUAGGUGUGACUAUUGGCAAGACCAUCGACGGUGGUGGCGACCGCAACGCUGUGCUGGAUGUGUCAGAUGUUGUGGAUAUGGGAGUGUUCGCCCUCACAGCACCAGCUCACGUCGGCGUGAACGAGAUCCUUGUAGAGCCUCGUAACCAGAUGUACGGCGAUCCUACUGCGAUCAAUACUGCCACUGAGUGA
Messenger RNA from Perkinsus marinus ATCC 50983, 822 nucleotides. RefSeq names its product oxidoreductase, putative. Gene Ontology annotation, molecular function: oxidoreductase activity. Gene Ontology annotation, cellular component: membrane. The record is from RefSeq and is a predicted model, not a curated record. Bases 1 to 822 code for a protein of 273 amino acids. Lineage: Eukaryota; Perkinsozoa; Perkinsida; Perkinsidae. The transcript has 7 exons.